This is a messenger RNA of Elaeis guineensis (African oil palm), 2562 nucleotides long. RefSeq names its product heat shock 70 kDa protein, mitochondrial. Lineage: Eukaryota; Viridiplantae; Streptophyta; Magnoliopsida; Arecales; Arecaceae. Gene Ontology annotation, molecular function: ATP binding; ATP-dependent protein folding chaperone. Gene Ontology annotation, biological process: protein folding. The record is from RefSeq and is a predicted model, not a curated record.
GAGCGUUCCACAAUCCACACUCUUCGAGAGCAACUUGGGGGCGAUGUGUUAAAUGCCACCCCUCCGGCUAGGGGUUCGUCUUUCACGCGAUCCACCGCCAGCAGACGGAAAUUUAAGAGCGGGUUCCGAAAACCCCUAAAAAAGGCUAAAACCCUUCCUCUCGAUCUUGUUCUCCCCGCAGUUCGAGGCAAAGAAAUGGCCACUUCGGUGGUUCUCAGAGCCCUCCGCCGGCGAGAUCUCUCCUCUCCCCUCGGAUCCUUGUCUGGCCAUGCAAAAACAGCGUGGGCUAGUUCCCAUUUGGGUCAUAAAUGGGCAAGUUUGGCUAGACCAUUUAGCUCAAAACCAGCUGGAAAUGAUGUAAUUGGAAUUGAUUUGGGAACUACAAAUUCAUGUGUUGCUAUGAUGGAGGGAAAGAAUCCUAAAGUAAUAGAGAACUCUGAAGGAUCAAGGACCACUCCUUCUGUGGUUGCUUUUAAUCAGAAGGGAGAGAUACUUGUUGGUACUCCAGCAAAACGUCAAGCAGUGACCAACCCAACAAACACACUUUUUGGGACGAAGCGACUGAUAGGACGACGCUUUGAUGACCCUCAGACACAGAAGGAGAUGAAGAUGGUUCCUUACAAAAUUGUCCGAGCUCCCAAUGGAGAUGCAUGGGUGGAAGCAAAUGGACAGCAGUAUUCUCCCAGCCAGAUUGGGGCAUUUGUUCUAACCAAGAUGAAGGAAACUGCUGAAUCUUACCUUGGGAAAUCUGUUUCUAAAGCAGUGAUUACUGUUCCAGCAUAUUUCAAUGAUGCUCAGCGACAGGCUACAAAAGAUGCAGGAAGAAUUGCUGGCCUUGAUGUACAGAGAAUCAUUAAUGAACCCACUGCUGCAGCACUAUCUUAUGGAAUGAAUAACAAGGAGGGCCUGAUUGCCGUUUUUGAUCUUGGAGGGGGAACAUUUGAUAUCUCAAUAUUAGAGAUAUCAAAUGGUGUAUUUGAGGUCAAAGCAACAAAUGGUGACACUUUCUUGGGUGGAGAGGAUUUUGACAAUGCCUUGCUGGAUUUCUUAGUGAGUGAAUUUAAAAGAACCGAGGCAAUAGAUCUCUCAAAGGACAGAUUGGCCCUACAGAGGCUUCGAGAGGCAGCUGAGAAGGCUAAGAUUGAACUUUCAUCGACAUCUCAGACUGAGAUUAAUCUUCCAUUUAUAACAGCCGAUGCAUCAGGAGCAAAGCAUAUGAAUAUCACACUCACAAGAUCAAAGUUUGAAUCGUUGGUGAAUCACUUGAUUGACAGGACAAGAGAACCAUGCAAGAACUGUUUGAAGGAUGCUGGCAUAUCCACCAAGGAAGUUGAUGAGGUUCUUCUGGUAGGUGGGAUGACCAGGGUUCCAAAAGUUCAGGAAACGGUUGCUGAAAUUUUCGCGAAGAAUCCAAGCAAGGGAGUCAAUCCGGAUGAAGCUGUUGCAAUGGGUGCUGCCAUUCAGGGUGGCAUCCUCCGUGGAGAUGUUAAGGAGCUUCUUCUUUUAGAUGUCACUCCCUUGUCACUUGGAAUUGAGACUCUUGGUGGCAUUUUUACAAGAUUGAUCAGCAGGAACACAACCAUUCCCACAAAGAAAAGUCAGGUCUUUUCCACUGCUGCUGACAACCAGACACAAGUGGGUGUCCGUGUGCUUCAAGGAGAGCGUGAAAUGGCUGCAGACAACAAGCUCCUGGGCGAGUUUGAACUUGUGGGCAUCCCACCAGCUCCCAGAGGCAUGCCUCAGAUCGAGGUCACAUUUGACAUUGAUGCCAAUGGAAUUGUGACAGUCUCCGCUAAAGACAAGGCAACUGGAAAAGAGCAGCAGAUCACUAUUCGGUCUUCUGGUGGGCUUUCAGAGGAGGAGAUCCAGAAAAUGGUCAAGGAAGCUGAGCUGCAUGCACAGAAAGACCAGGAGAGGAAAGCAUUGAUCGAUGUCAGGAACACUGCUGAUACUACAAUAUAUAGCAUUGAGAAGAGCUUGGGCGAGUAUAAGGACAAGAUCCCAGCUGAGGUUGCUUCAGAGAUAGAGUCUGCAGUGGCAGACUUGCGCAAAGAAAUGGCAGGAGAUGACAUUAACAACAUAAAGGCAAAACUUGAUGCUGCAAACAAGGCAGUUUCAAAGAUUGGGCAGCACAUGGCUGGAGGCUCCAGUGGAUCGGGUUCAGGUGGUUCUCAGGGUGGUGAUCAGGCUCCAGAGGCAGAGUAUGAGGAGGUGAAGAAGUGAUGCAUGAAAGAAAUAGCGUGAUAUACUUGGGAAAUGCAGCAUCCAUGAGAGGGAGGACAUAGAUGUGAAGAGUUUUAUAUACUGUUUUGUUGUCUAACAAGCAGGUUAAACUGCUGGAAGCCGAUUUUUUUUACCCUUCCCUGUACCGUUUAGCAGUUUUUUUGAGCUAGUGCUACCGAUUAGAUCAGUUAUUUUGCAUAUGGCUGCUGUUGCAAAUUUAUGUUCUAUUGCCCACACUGUUCAUCCAACCUCCUAUGUCAACAAUGAAUUCUAUCUAGUAUUUCUCCUCCAGCUUUGCUGUUGAAUAAAGAAUAGCGCUGGCAAAAUGCUUUGAUAUCA